AUGUCGUCUCUCGUUCGUGAAGCGCGUGUCAUGGAACGUUUAUUGGUGUGGCCAGUGCGUGUUUCAGGCGCCAUAGGAUCUUUAUUUACAAGACAGUUUUCGACGGGGCUUGGAUUAUGUCAAUAUGUAUCAAAAAAUAUCUUCAAAUCAAAUACGAUGUGUUUAAUGAUUACACUUGAUUGUUUUGAAUGCUUAAAAAAUGAUCCUGUUUUUCAGUUUCCACAAGUUAAAUAUAUUUUGGUUAUCUGUGAUACUAUUGACGAUGUAAAUGAAAUGCAACUACGUGUUACACCAAUAACUGACAAGGUCAAAUUCUAUACAAUAGAUGAUCUUUUAAAGUGGCCAAGAGAACCUGAAUUAGAUGUAAUAUUUGGUUCGCUAGAUUCCAUCGAUCAAAGCAUAAAAGAAGCUCUUCUAUCAUUAAAUAAAGAUCGACUUGAUCCCACAAGACGAACCAUAUUCAAUCGACUUUCAUUCGCUUUAAAUCAAUUACCUACGAAUCCUCUUCAUGGUUUACCUGUGAAAAAUAUUAAUGAUUUUACUUCAAAUUUCAUUUGUCAAUCGUGUGCAUUAAUUAAUGAAAAACCUUAUCAAUUAGAAUGUGAACAUUAUUUAUGUGAAGGGUGUUUAAAUACGCGAGAAAGUUGUGCAAUAUGUCAAACAACUAUUUCGCACAAUGAAGAACAUUUUAAACAAAAUCAUCUUGAUUUAAUCACGUGUCUUAUUGAAAAUCAACAAGCAAUUGGAAAUGUUUAUGAUUUUUCGUCUUUAAAUGGCACAUGCUUAUGGAAAAUUCUGAACAUAGAUCAAAUGUUAAAGAAGGGUAUUUCUGGAGAAAUUAAUUCGAUUUAUUCACCUCCAUUUUAUUUAUAUCGACAUGGUUAUAAAAUCUGCUUCAGAUUAUAUUUCAAUGGAGAUCAAAAAGGACGAAAUACACAUAUGUCAAUGUUUCUUGUGCUUAUGCCUGGUGAAUAUGAUGAAGAUCUUCGUUGGCCAUUUUCCUUAAAAGUGACAUUUUCUUUGAUUGAUCAAUCAAUCGAACAUGAUGAAAAACAUCAUAUUAGUCAAUUCUGCUGGCCUGAUACAGCAGAAAUAUGUUUUGGCUAUCCAAAAUUGAGUUGGAAUCUUCCAUAUGGAAUUUCACAAUGUUUUUCCUUAGAGGAAUUGAAAAAGAAUCAAAAUAAAUUUAUUCAUGAUGAUACAAUGUUUUUUCAAAUUCAAUUUGAAAUUUCAACUGAAAUACCAACGAAUGGUUUAGGUGAGAAGCCAAGCGAUCAGCCACACACUGGUGGACCUGAUGAUGAAUUAAGCCGUUUAAUUGGAAUAUAA
Molecule: messenger RNA, 1329 nt
Organism: Adineta steineri
Lineage: Eukaryota; Metazoa; Rotifera; Eurotatoria; Adinetida; Adinetidae
Source: the annotation of a GenBank genome assembly